Molecule: messenger RNA, 1044 nt
Organism: Ilyonectria robusta
Lineage: Eukaryota; Fungi; Ascomycota; Sordariomycetes; Hypocreales; Nectriaceae
Exons: 2
Coding region: 1-1044 (347 amino acids)
Molecular function (GO): protein binding
Source: RefSeq, a predicted model, not a curated record
AUGAGCAAAAAGUCAGAGGCUUCAAACGAAACUAACGCUCAGGAUGCCGACUUUUACCUCCACCCUCACCUAGUCCCUGAUCAUGAUCCAUGCAAAGGCCGACUUCUGCGCGUGUCUGCUCCAGUGCCAUCAGGUACCGUUCUCCUGGUGGAUGCUCCAUACGCCGUCGUGCCAGCUGUGGAUUCACCAAGGACGGAUGAUCUCAUUUGCAGCAACCUCGUCUGCUCGCGACGUGUAAAACAGGACGGCAAAGGUUCGUGCUGCCUCAGAAACUGCAUUCAAGACGUCAUUUGGUGCGAUGAUGCUUGUCGGGCUGCAGACUGCGCAAGGCACGAAUUUGAGUGCCUGUGGCUGAAGCAAAAUGGAGAGACCAUCCGCCGUCAGGAGGGCGAGUACAACUUUGUCACACUUUGGCAUGUUGUUCGCCUACUAGCCGGGCGAGGCUUGGAGUUGCACAGGGGGACGUCAAUACCAUCUCAGCUCUAUUCAUGGGAGAAUGAAUUCAAGCGCGGUUGGGCUUCCGUCGAAAUGUGCUGCGCGUACCUUAAUUCAUGGCCGGAACAGCAGAUCGAGCACUGGAAGAGACUGGCCAGCACGUAUCUCAGCGACGCAUCAAUACUACCUUGCCUGUUGACUGCCAACGACAUGCUAUCACUCAUAUGCAAAGAGGAAACAAACACAUUUGGACUCUAUCCGAAGAUGACAGGACCUUUGUAUAUGGUUGAUCAACCCGUGCAGAGAGGGGAAUCUUACGGAUUGGGUAUAUACCCCAGGGCCGCAAUGUUUAACCAUUCUUGCCUACCAAAUGUCACGCACAAGCCUAACAACCAGGCACGAAUGGUCUACACUGCAGCACGCGACAUCGCCCAGGGGGAAGAGUGUUGUAUCACCUACUUCGACCUAACAGUCUAUGAAGAUAUCAUGAGUAGGCAGGGGUUGGUUCAAGACCAAUUUCAAUUUUCAUGUACCUGCGAACGAUGUCUUCGAGAAGAGGCAGAGAGGAAUUUAGCCGGCAUAGAGUCAUUACCUUUUGGUCCAUUUUAA